Molecule: messenger RNA, 3537 nt
Organism: Pangasianodon hypophthalmus (striped catfish)
Lineage: Eukaryota; Metazoa; Chordata; Actinopteri; Siluriformes; Pangasiidae
Gene: samd1b
Product: sterile alpha motif domain containing 1b
Exons: 7
Coding region: 293-2155 (620 amino acids)
Molecular function (GO): DNA binding; protein binding
Source: RefSeq, a predicted model, not a curated record
AGGGUUUCCGGUCCACCUUAAGCGCCAACGCAGGCGUACAGCGGGGCUUCCGCUUCGUCCGCGGCCGGGCUCGAGCGGAGCUGAGGAGCGGAGCGCUUCUUUUUCUCUCUGCUUUUUUUUUCUCUCCUUUUCACCGUCGCUUCAUCUGGAGACAAGCGGAGCAGCGCAACGAGGCCACGAAUCCUACCGGAAAACCUCCCUCCGCUGCAGUCGCGUGCGCUGAGAAGAAAAAACAAGCAAACAAACAAACAAACAAUACAAAACACAAACAAACAAUCUAAUAUUUUCAACGAUGUCCGAACCGCGGUACCGAGAGUGGAUCCUGGAGACGAUCGACUCGCUGCGCUCGAGGAAAGCGCGACCGGACCUCGAGAGGAUCUGCCGGAUGGUGCGCAGGAGACACGGCUCCGACCCAGACCGCACGCGGGCCGAGCUCGAGAAGCUCAUCCAGGAGCAAACUGUGCUGAAAGUUAACUACAAGGGCUCUGUGUCGUACCGGAACGCCGCCAAAGUGCAACGGAAAUGCCGACGGAAGGUCGAGCAGGCGGGCGAGCGCACCAAACACGCCGCUUUCGACAACAGUGGCAGUAGUAGUAACGCCAAGAACGACGACAACAUCAGCGCGCGCAGUCCCGCGGACCGGGAGGAGCGCGAGCCGACGCCGUGCAGAGAUCCCUCACCCAGCAGCUGCUCGCGCUCCGCUGAAGAGAAACGGGAAGAAGAAGAAGAAGAAGACGAGGAAGGAGAGGAAGAAGCGGUUUUGUCUCCUGCGACAGGCGAAAUCACCAGUUUCACGAGUUGCGACGGGAGAAACGGCUCGAGUGACACCUCCAGUCCCGCCGCUGGACGGGUCGAGGGGGGAGGAGGAGGAGGAGGAGGAGAAGAGACGCGCUCUGUACUCGGCCACGCGAGCACCGACCUGCCCGAGCCCGAGCCCGAGCCGGAACCGGAGCGGCGAACUUGCACGAGCGCUCGAAACAAUAAGCAACACGCGCCCCAACUCAGGGCUGCAAAGAGCGGCGUCAAAGCGGCGGAUCUGGGCGACCGGCUCGUGGCGGCCGUGUGGAGUCUGAGCGAGCGGAACAGCCGGGGUCACGCGCCGCUCGGGCUCAAAGAGAUCCUGGGCUACCUCGGCACGCAGGCCGCGCACGCGGACGGCGAGAAGCUGACCCGCCACCGCGUCAAAGUGGUGCUGGAGCGCGAGAUCGAGAAAGGUCGCCUGCGCAGGACGCGCCUCGGUCACAUCACCGUGCCCGCGAGGAGAUGGGGGGGGAGCACGGGGGCGGCCAAGGCGUCCGCGCGACUCCCGGCGAACACGAGCAGCGCGCCGCAGGACAGGCGCAUCUCAAAGCAGGAAGAAGUAAAGGAGGAGGAGUCAAUGGAGGUGGAAAGCAAGGAGGAUGGCAAGAUGGAUGAAGAAGCCAAGCCUCCGACACAGCUCGAGCCCCAGAGCGCCAAACCUGAAGGAGAAGCAGACGUCAAAGUUCACGCGCCACUUUCAGCCGGCGUGGAGGUGAAGGCGUGCGGUGUUACUCACACACCAGUGAUCAUGGAGGAGGAGCUCCGGCCUUCACCGCUGUCAUCGCCAGCGAAACUGAGUUCGGUUCCUCAGGAAGCCGAACAGUGUGGCACGGAAGGUGAAAUGGUGAUGCAGGGAGAGGCGAUUCACACAGGAAGUUUAACGCAAGAUCAAAGAGAAGCCAUAACUGACCAAGUGCACACACUCACACAGGAUGAAGAGGUUGUCGUCUCAGACAGUGUCACGAUUCCAGCCUCAAUUCCCAUUAAAAGUUAUUCAGUUUGUAAGGCUGAGGUGGGCGUGUCCUCCUGUCUGCUGACUCCAUCUGCCUCUCCAGGAGCAGCUGAGGAGCGAGGGAUGAACGGAGGAGUUUUUGUAAAGUCCGAGUCCAGCAUCACAAAUCCGGUCGACUGGACGGUGGCAGACGUCGCCAGUUAUUUCACAGCGGCGGGAUUUCCAGAGCAGGCUCUCGCCUUCAGGAUGCAGGAAAUCGACGGGAAGUCACUCCUCCUGAUGCAGCGCAACGAUGUCCUGACCGGCCUGUCAAUCAGACUUGGCCCUGCCCUCAAGAUCUACGAGCGCCAUGUGAAGGUUUUGCAGAGGACCCACUUCCAGGACGACGAAGCUUUCUGCUGAGGCACACACUCUCGGUUCUAUAGCGUGCACACACUCAGAUUUCUCUCUCUCACACACAAUGGAGCUUUCUACAGAGACACAAGCAACUCACACACACACUCUAAUGCACUGCGUACUGGACUUUGCCUUCCCUGUUAACAGUGGAACAUUCCAGAUAUUUGUUUUACAGAUACUAGCGCACACUCACACACGUUAUUAUCUCUUUCCAUUCCUUUGAGAGGAACAACGAAGAACAUCCAGUGAGGCAUGAAAAUGCUUCUGAGACAUCACUGCACACUACAGAGUGACAAAAAAACAGGGUCAUUUCAUUAAUAAUGGACAGAUCUUGUGUGUGCAGCUGAGAUAGAUGUGAUUCCUCGGCUCAUGAACUUUGACCUGGGAUCAAAUUCAACAGUCGAUAUCGCAGACGUGUGUGAUGUCCAUUAGGGGGCAGCAGAUGGCUGGAGAAAAACACCCCAAAACACGGAAGUGUCUGCUUGGUUGAUGAUGGCAUGUUUGAGGACUUCAUCGUUGUCUGAAAUCAGACUACGUGCACAGGAUUUCACACCAACGCUGGACGUGCUUAUUCGACUGCGCAACAUUUUCUUUUUUUGAGCAAGAGCUCACAGAGAUCUGUUAGAACGUAUUGCUGAGUCACAGGUUUUGACCUAAAUAGCUGCGGCACUGCAUCCCAGUCUUCCCUGUGCUUUUGGCUAUGUGCUGUGUGCAGAGAUUCUAGAACGGAUUCUACAACCCACCAAGCUUUCAUAGCAAGUUCUAGAAUCUGUGCCAGAAAAUGAAACUUAUUAUUGGAAUCUGUCAGAUUCUAGAAGAGGUUCUAGAAUCUUCCCAAAGACCAUUAGAAAGUUCUGGAUUCUGUAUCAGAAAAUGAAAAAUGAUUUAUAGAAUCUGUCAGAUUCUAGAACAGGUUGUAUAACCUUCCAAAGUUCCAUAGAAUGUUCUAGAUUCUGGAUUCUGUGUAAGAAGGACUUGGCUAGAUUUGUUUUCUUGCUGAGCUCAUAUGAAGUGUACACUCUAUGCCAAAAGUUUGUGCACCCCUGACCAUCACACCCAUAUGUGUUUGUUGAACGUCUCAUUCCAGAUUUAUUCCCUCUGUGUUUGCUGUUAUAAUGAGCUCCACUCUUCUGCGAAGUCUUUCCACUAGAUGUUGGAGCGUGGCUGUGGGGAUUUGUGUUCAUUCAGCUACAAGAGCAUUAGUGAGGUCAGGCACUGAUGUUGGGAUGUCGAGGAGGUCUGGAGUUCAGUCGGUGUUCCAGUUCAUCCCAAAGGUGUUCAGUGGGGUUGAGGUCAGGGCUCUGUGCAGGACACUCGAGUUCUUCCACUCCAACCUUCACACACCAUGUCUUCAUGGAGCUCGCUUUGUGCACAGGGGCAUUGUCAUG